Molecule: messenger RNA, 4261 nt
Organism: Saccoglossus kowalevskii
Lineage: Eukaryota; Metazoa; Hemichordata; Enteropneusta; Harrimaniidae
Molecular function (GO): protein binding
Source: RefSeq, a predicted model, not a curated record
CGACCUGUGCCUGACGUGAGAUAUCAGUUGUAGCCACGCUACGAAGAGCACAAUCAGGCCAAGGUGUUUGCCACUACAUUACAAGUAUCACAGUCGCGCUAAGGUGUCAUGGACCCUUUCAAACGAGAUAUACGCAAAAGGAUGGCACAUAAAAUGGCAAAUAUGAAACGAAAGCACCCGUCUCGGAUGCCAGUGUUACCGCACAUUUUAUCUCUGGACAAAGCGCUGGCCUCUGGAUAUGUACUCGAUCCAGCACUGUUUGCCAAGACGAAUGGAGCUUACAAUGGUGCUAGAAAUUUCUCCUUUCCACCCGUUCCUAUCGGUUCAAAGUAUUCAUCGCCGAGCAAAGCUAGUUCCAGUAGCUCCCUGCAGCAGCGUGACUUGGGACUUGCGCCCAACCCUAAUAUAGUGGAAGAGAUCGGUGAUCGACACUGGCAUGUACAGGGAAGAAGAGGAAGAAUUAGUAUCCGAAACGACAAAAAGAUAGUCACUUAUCUACGGCGACAACUUCGUAAACGCAUACAGCAAUGGUAUGAUGAGACCGACAGUGACGAGUACGACGAGGAGAAACACGACAGAAUGCCGUUGAACUUGGAUUCCGAAGCAUACGCGAAAAGGACCCCGUCUUGUAGGCACCGAAAAAAGGCAAUAUUUGAGCAAUAUAACGAUGUCGGUGGACGUGUGAGUAAGGAGGGGACGAUGGUGAAAGAGGACACAUUUGUGAUGCGUCAUCCUUUGAUCGAUAUGUCGCCUCUACCGACGUCCCGUGUGCAUUCGUCGUCAGAUUCUGUCCUCGACGUUAUUGACGGUGAUAUUAUGGACAACAACAACACACUGACGCAGUCCAGUGCUCUUAAGUAUACCUCACAGAACGGUGACAAUGAUGUAGUCGUUAAUGGAAACAGUCUCGAGAAAGGUGUCACUUUUGCGGAACGAGAGUUCGAAAUCGUCCCGGAAGAUAAGCGAACCGCUCCUAAAAGCUCCAGCUCGAUGUCUAUUACGUCCAUAAGCAGCGGCACCAGCUCGCAGAGACAAACGCCUGUCCACAGGGAAGGACAAGUCCCGGAGACCCUCCCAGAAAUACACACAACCAAACACGACUCCCACUCAUCACAAUCUUCGACGGCGCAAUCUCCGCCUCUUGUCGAUGUCCUAAAACUGCCCAAAAUUGCCGGUGCGAGUACUGAAUAUGAAAAUGUGAACGAGGACUCUAAUAUCGAUGACGAGGUGCGCCAGGCACAGGAACGCCCUGAUACAAGAGGCAGCACAGUGGACUCCGAUGAACAAAUUGUAGCUUUUACACCAGUGCCAACUCCAUACCCGUUACCAAUAGGCCGAUCUGAUACCAACGAUUAUCUCAAGUUAGACUAUCCAAACACAGUUGAUCAGAUAAUCCGUGGACAGUUAAAUGUCAAAUGUCAAAUCAAUAAGAGGAUUAUCCGCAUAUAUGUAUCAUCGGGAAUAUCAGAUUGUGAACCGGAGAGAAACGCAAUGAUGGAAAAGGUGUAUCCCAAAUUGAGACAACAUUGCACGGAGAGAGGAUUUGAGCUGCAAAUUAGCGAUCCCAAUUGGGGGUUGAAAGACUCAAUAUUUGACGACCAGGGACAUACUGAUCUAUGUCUACAAGAACUAAAACGAGCAAGACAAGUGUCGAGAGGGCCUAAUUUCGUGACAUUUUUAGCUCAAAAAUACGGCGCUAGUGAAAUCCCGACAUGCAUUUCGUGUGAAGAAUUUAAUGCGUUAACUAAUCUGCUACAAGGCCGUAGGGAUGAGUACAUUGCAUCACACCGACCGCCUACCAGCGAGGGAGACGUCGAAGCGCCCUCUGGCGAUGGAAGUUUGGUGAGAGAGAAAUCAAGUGAUAGCUUGAAAACCAAAGAGCCCAAUGUGUCCAAGACGGUAGAGGCUCAGAAGACGCAAGUCAGCGAAGGGGAAGGGGGCAAGUCGAAAUUGAACCAAUCACACGACGAUGAUGUGGUGAAAGAGAAGUCUGACCGUGACUACGACUCCGAGAUUACGCUGCUUAAUACAUGGUAUAAACUAGAUGAAAAUACAGUUCCACCUGUGUACCGACUACAACUAAUCAGCUCCCAGUUCAAAGACAUCAACGCCCGUGAUAACGUACGAAGGGUGACUGCAAAACAACAAUGGGGAAUCCAACAUCGCCGAUUGGAGGCGCUGUUUCAGACUUACAUCAGAGAUAUCACAUCUGAUCCUGCCAGAAUUGAUAAUUGCUACAAGUCAGUACUGGAGAGAGAGAUCGAAGAAGGGAUAUUGAAUUUAGAGUACAAACCUUUCGAGGAAGUCCAAUGGUUUCGGAGAAAAAUCACAGACUUAGAAAUGAAUGUUGGAGAUUUCAAUGCCAAGGAAUUUAUGGAUAUCAUCCCAAUGUCAUCAAAAGCUAACAAAGAGAGAAGCGACAGGUUGCAUGUGUUGAGUAACAUUAAAAUACCAGACAGGACAAGUUUAUCAAAUGUACACGAAUACAGCGUCGGUUGGCACGCCGAUGGUAUCAGACCAGAGACCAAUAGAGGGCACUACCUCUACAUUGAGAAGAUGGCACGUGACCUCGGUGACGUACUGAUCAAUAAAGUAGAUCGCGCCAUUCAUGAUAAUAUGGCGGCCACGGAUGCUAAAUCGAAACUUUAUGACGAAAUUGCUCAGCAUGUACAGUUUGUGAGGGAACGGUCACGCGUUUUCCAUGGCCGUAAAGAAACAAUGAACAAAAUAAAGGAAUACGUUCGAAUGGGUCCCCGUCAACCAUUGAUAAUCCACGGUCAAUCAGGUUACGGUAAAACAUCAGUCAUGGCUAAGGCUGCAAAAGACGCACCAUACAUGUUGAAAUAUGGCGAACCUCACGUAGUGGUUCGAUUAGUUGGGAUAACCGGUGAAUCUUUACACAUUAGACAGCUACUACGUAGUAUGUGCCUGCAGUUAUGUUAUAUCUUCCAUCAAAACUCAGCAAUGAUACCACACGACUAUAGGGGAGCAUUAAAUGACUUUAAUGGACGACUUGCUGGGGCAACGGAAGACAAUCCUCUCUUUAUUUUCAUGGACUCGUUAGACCAGUUAUCCAAUGAAAAUGACGGCCGUGGAUUACAAUGGCUGCCAAAAGAACUGCCAGAACACGUUUAUAUGAUCGUUUCCACGCUCUCCGAAGACCACUACGACUGUUUCAGCACACUGAAGAAAAUGUUUCCGGAAGGCGACAAUUUUGUCGAAAUACCAGAACUGCCAGAAAGCGAUGCGGAAUUCAUUUUGGAUCAUUUGUUAGCGCACGAGAACCGUGCUAUGACAACCGAACAGCAUGACGUCAUCACCACGGCAUUUAGAAAAUGUCCAACUCCUCUGUAUUUGCGACUGGCAAUAAACGAGUCCAAGACAUGGAGGAGUUAUUCAACCGGAAAACAAAUCUGGAUCGCUGACAGCGUGAAGAAAGUCAUAACUGCUAUUUUCAGCAAAAUGGAGUCACAGCACGGCGAGCCAUUCAUACGCAGAGCCCUUGGUUACAUCACAGCAGCACGUAGCGGGGUCACUCAUUCGGAAUUACUUGAUUUGCUAUCCCUCGAUGACUUGGUAAUGGGUGAUGUAUCGUCGCACAUGACCGUGAACGUUCGUCGGUUUCCACCGAUUCUGUUGAUGAGGCUCCGUAAUGAUCUUGAUUGGUAUCUGACGGAGCAAUCUGCGGAUGACACGUGGACGUACAGGUGGUCACACAGAAAACUCCACGAAGGUGCUGUCGAGAGAUACCUAGAACAGAAAGACAAAGCGCCCUCGUACCACUCAGCACUGAGUGAAUAUUUCAUGGGAAUUUGGGCCAAUAAGAAGAAGCCAUACCCGGGAUCGGAAUCUGGCGCCUUCAGAUACGUUGACCCCCAGGCACUGACGUAUAACAUAAACACGCCUACAGGAAAAACCAAGACUAUAUUCAAUCUACGCAAAUUAAAUGAAUUACCACACCAUCUGAUAAACUCUAACCAGUUUGAGAAGUUGAAAUUAGCAAUCCUGCUUAAUUACGAAUGGUUUGGCCUAAACUACGAGCGACCUCUCUACGGACUGUUCUCGACGAUAUUCACAACGCUCUAGUCAUCGAACCCAGCGACAAGGAAUUGAAGCUCAUCGCCGACUCGUUGCAGUUGUCAGAGACAGCAUUAAUGCGGAAUCCCCGAGAGCUAGCCACACAAUUGGUUGGUCGGCUCCGUGAUAUCAUUGUCAAAGACAAACCGAUAUCACCGGGUGAUCCAAAGAAAUAUCCACACAU